AUGUUCUUCGAUGGGGCUGUAAACGCCAAAGGUGUAGGUAUUGGGGCAAUCUUAAUCUCUCCCGAUGGCCAGCACUACCCAGCUACAGCGAGAGUUCGUUUCUUCUGUACAAACAACACCGCUGAAUAUGAAGCUUGCAUCCUAGGCAUGAACAUGGCGAUCAACCAAGGAGUCGAGGACAUGGGAGAUUCUGAUCUGAUUAUCCGGCAGGUUCAAGGUGAAUGGGAAACCCGAGACAUCAAGCUCCUCCCUUACCGGCAGCACGUGGAAGAUCUCAGUAAAAGGUUCAAAUCGAUAGAGUUCAAAUACAUCCCACGGUGUCACAAUGAACUAGCUGAUGCACUCGCCACCUUAGCUUCAAUGCUUCCAUAUCCAGGCAACGCCCAUAUCGAUCCCUUGGAAAUACAGGUCAGGGAGAGACACGGCUACUGCAACGUAAUUGGAGCCGGGCCAAACAUCCAACCUUGGUACCAUAACAUCUUGAGAUUCUUGAAAACGCAAGGAUACCCUGAAAAUGCUACAGGAGAUCAGAAAAGAACCAUUAGGCGACACGCAAGUGGUUUCUUUCUGAGCGGGGAAGUCCUAUAUAAAAGAACACCGGAUCUCAAUCUCUUAAGAUGUGUUGAUGCCGAAGAAGCGGGGAGAAUCAUGCAGGAAGUGCACGCAGGAGUGUGCGGGCCUCAUAUGAAUGGGUAUGUCUUAGCUAAGAAGAUCCUUCGAGCGGGAUAUUACUGGAUAACCUGGAAAAAGACUGCUUCAGCUUUGUCCGGAAAUGCCAUAAAUGCCAGGUGCAUGGAGAUCUGA
Nicotiana tabacum (common tobacco) is the source of this 804-nucleotide messenger RNA. Lineage: Eukaryota; Viridiplantae; Streptophyta; Magnoliopsida; Solanales; Solanaceae. The record is from RefSeq and is a predicted model, not a curated record.